Camellia sinensis is the source of this 582-nucleotide messenger RNA. The record is from RefSeq and is a predicted model, not a curated record. Lineage: Eukaryota; Viridiplantae; Streptophyta; Magnoliopsida; Ericales; Theaceae.
UAACAAUUUCUUUCCAAAUCCAUCAUGCAAACACAGUCCAAGUGUUAACUUAUAUUAACUUAAUAUUUUAACAUAUCAAGGAUUGAAGCUUGAAGCAUCUACUGGGUUUCAUGGAGGAAGCAGAGGAGCUGAAGUCGAAGGGUGUCGAUGGAAUCUUGUGUCUUAGUGUGAAUGACCCACUUGUGAUGAAGGCGUGGGCAAAGACAUAUUGUGAGAACAAGCAUGUUAAGUUCCUUGCUGAUGGUUCUGCAACCUAUACCCAUGCUCUUGGGCUUGAGCUUGACCUUGUAGAAAAAGGACUCGGAACUCGCUCUCGUAGGUUUGCUUUAUUGGUUGAUGAUCUUACAGUGAAGGUUGCGAAUGUUGAAUCAGACGGAGAGUUCACUGUAUCCAGUGCUGAUGAUAUUCUUAAAGCUCUCUAAAUUGGCUCUUCAACUAUUCCCUUUUUGGUCUAUGACCUCCAAUCUGGGUUUUCAAGUAGUAUGACUUUUGAAGUUUGUUAAGUGGAGCUUGGAGGAAAACAAUAUCGAACAAGUUUACUAUUAUAUUGUUAUUUUGUUAUGAAAAUUGCAAUUGAACUUC